AUGAGCUCAAAUUCUGAAAUAGGGUUUAACUCCUAAAUUUUAAAUGGUGUAAAAAUUCAAUUUUCUCAUAGUGAAGCUUAAAUUUUAAGAGAGCAGGAAGAAGUUAAAAUUUUUAAAAAAAAUAAUCCUCUUAUUCUUUUCUAAGGUUUUAUAAGCAAAAUGGAAUUCAAAUUUGAUGAUCACAUUUUUUAUUACUCUAAAUAAUUGCUGAAUGACCUAUUUUCAAAAUAAAAAAUUCCAUAUGAGAUUAAUGGAAUUUAGAAAAGCAUUAUCGAAAAUGUUAUCUAAAGUGAUUCUAUUCUCUCUCAUUAUGUGAGCAAAAUAAGCAAAAUGAGCAAAAUGAAAUUCUGCCUACGCUCUCUCUUUUACUUUGAGAGAAUUGCUUGA
Molecule: messenger RNA, 387 nt
Organism: Tetrahymena thermophila SB210
Lineage: Eukaryota; Ciliophora; Oligohymenophorea; Hymenostomatida; Tetrahymenidae
Exons: 1
Source: RefSeq, a predicted model, not a curated record